Messenger RNA from Raphanus sativus (radish), 1368 nucleotides. RefSeq names its product metacaspase-7. Gene Ontology annotation, biological process: proteolysis. Bases 131 to 1234 code for a protein of 367 amino acids. The record is from RefSeq and is a predicted model, not a curated record. Gene Ontology annotation, molecular function: cysteine-type endopeptidase activity. NCBI's taxonomy places the organism in Eukaryota, Viridiplantae, Streptophyta, Magnoliopsida, Brassicales, Brassicaceae. The transcript is spliced from 2 exons.
UAAACAAACAUGAAGUUCCACUAAACAACACCCAACAAGGAAUAUUUCAGCUAUAAUCUUUGAUCUCAAGAUCAUUAGAUCUAGUCAAAAGUUUUCUUCCUUGCAAAGAAAUUUGAAGGGUUACCUAACAAUGGUGAAGAAAGCUGUGUUGAUCGGGAUCAACUACCCAGGAACAAAGAUAGAGCUAAAAGGCUGCGUCAACGACGUUCACCGGAUGCACAAGUGCCUCGUUGACCGGUACGGAUUCGCCGAGGAAGACAUAAAGGUGCUGAUCGACACCGACGACUCUUACACGCAGCCCACAGGCAAAAACAUCCGUAACGCCUUGUCCGAACUCAUAAAGAGAGCAAAGUCCGGUGAUGUUCUGUUCGUGCAUUACAGUGGACACGGUACGAGGGUCCCACUGGAAGAAGGGGAAGAGGAUGACACUGGCUUUGACGAGUGUAUUGUUCCUUGCGACAUGAAUCCAAUCCCUGAUGAUGAUUUCAGGGAACUAGUGGACCAGGUUCCAGAAGGGUGUAAGAUUACGUUCGUAUCAGAUUCUUGCCACAGUGGCGGGCUCAUCGAUGGAGCCAAGGAACAUAUCGGAGAGAGCACAAACAAGAACCGAAACCAAGAACCAAAAGUUCAGUUUUUCGAGCUCGAGAUAUGGAACUUCUUUUAUAGCGUGUUGAUGAGGUUGUUAGUGUUUUGUGGGAUAUGUAGUUCUCAUGAAGAGCCUGACAAGAUUGAGAUUACAGCGAGAUAUGAAGUUGGCAAAUCAAGGUACCUGCCGAUGGAGAGCUUCAUCAACAUUCUCAAAGAGAAAACUGGCAAAGACAAAAUCGAGGUUGGGAAAAUCAGACCGACCCUUUUCGAUGUGUUCGGCGAAGACGCGAGUCCCAAGGUGAAGAAGUUCAUAAAAGUGAUGCUCACAAAGCUAGAUCAAAGUGGUUUAGUUGUUCAUGAGAUCUAUAGAGGAGGAUCAAGCAAUGGAUUGGUUCCAGACAGAGGGAUACUGUUGAGCGGGUGUCAAACGGAUGAAACAUCAGCAGAUGUGAAGAAGGGUGGAGAAGCGUAUGGAGCUUUUAGUAACGCGAUCCAGAUGGUUUUGUCGGAAGGUGGGGAGAAAGAUAAGAUCACCAACAAGGAACUGGUUUUGAGAGCAAGAGAGAUGUUGAAAGAACAGGGUUUUGCUCAGAGACCAGGGUUGUAUUGUAAUGACCGUUUUGUGGAUGCUCCGUUUAUAUGCUAACUAUGAGCAGAGAGACUAUUGUUUUCAUUCAAAAACUAUUUUGCUCCUAAUGGUAACGGUUGUGAAGUUUUUUUCUGUUCAAUAUGGUGUGAACACAAAGAAUAAUAUAUUUGGUCACAGAGUCAUUUUUCUUA